CCCUCUCGUUGGGAAGUGCACAACUCCGGGCCGCGGUGGGGAUGCUGAUACGCCACUCUGGACGUGACAGCGCGCAGGGCGAGAGGAGAAGCUUUACGCACGAGCGUUGGGCAGCGCGCGCGCCAGAGAGGGAGACCCGUUCUCAUGGUGGGUGCUUCGGCUGCUCGUCGAGGAGAGAGCGGUGACGUGCUGGCUCGCUGAAUGUCACCCCCGUUCACCAUGGAUUACGGAAGGACCAUGGCCCCUCCGGUGCCCCCGCACAAACCCACACCCUGCCGGCCGGGGCAGGCGCAGGAGCGGCUGCUGAAGUGCGUCCUGCUCGGCGACGGAGCGGUGGGCAAAACCAGCCUGGUGGUCAGCUACACGACGAACGGCUACCCGACCAAAUAUGUCCCCACUGCGUUUGAUGACUUCUCGGCCGUGGUUCAGGUGGAUGGAAACCCGGUUAGACUACAGCUGUGUGACACUGCAGGACAGGACGAGUUUGACAAACUCCGGCACUUCUGCUACAGUCGCACCGACGCCUUGCUGCUGUGCUUCAGCGUGGUCAGCCCCGCUUCCUUUCAAAACGUCUGGGAGAAGUGGGUCCCCGAGAUCCGCCGCCGCUGCCCCCUCACGCCCGUCCUCCUCGUAGGCACACAGUGCGACCUGCGGCAGGACGUCAAGGUGCUGAUCGAGCUGGCGCGGCGGAGGGAGAGGCCGGUGCUGGAGGAGGACGCCAGAGCGCUGGCGGAAAAAAUUGGGGCAGUGACGUACGUCGAGUGCUCGGCGCUGACGCAAAAGAAUCUGAAGGAGGUGUUUGACGCGGCCAUUGCUGUGGGGCUGCGGCAAUAUGACAGGAGAGCACGACGGGAGAGGAAGGUCCGCAGCACAGCUGAUAAGAUGAAGAUGCUCUCCAAGUCCUGGUGGAAGAAGUAUGUGUGCGUCCAAUAGGGAGGGAUGACGUUAAUCUUCCUGUGACUGAUUUAAAACCGGAACUGCUGACUUGUCUGGUGGGACUAACGUGGACGUAAGAAGUUCUAUUUUCAUAUAUAUCUGGACGAUCCCAGAUGUGCUGGCCAGAAUUCCUUCAACUCAGUGGAACAACAGAUCAAUAGAGGCAGAGUGCGCCUGUCCGAGCUGCAGAGUGGUUGCGGGUUUGGCAUGGUUUUUAUGUUGACCUGAAAAUGUUCAAUGUUGAUGCCUAAACGGACAGAGGCCAUAAGGCUGUAACCACCGUCUGCUGCUCCGAGCCAGACUGAACUGUUAAAUAUGGCUGUGACCGGUGUUCAACCAAAAAUUAUGGAGCUAAUAAACUUUUAUGGCACAUGGGCUGCAUAUGGAACUGGACUUGUCCAAAGGAAAUGUGAGCUGACUUGGAGGGGAGGUGUUCCUGGCGGCGAUGUUACGCACUAAAAGAAUACCCUCCUCCGUUUUGUCUGAUUUCAUACCUUUCUUUAGUAUAUUAUAUGAUGUGCUCUACACUGUAAUUCAGCACCCAACACUCCUGACAGACGCUCAGCUUAAAUCCAAGAUACAAUGGUUCUGCUAUUGAGAAAGCAAAGCCACCACUGCACCUUUUUGUUUUCAAAAUCUGAUGCAUCUAUAACUUCAAUAACAAUUUGUUAAGAAUCAGAUCAAAUUAAUUUUGACUCAUUGCUGUUGAAUUACAAUCAGGUGUACGUGAGUAUACAUUUAUGUGAAAUGUAUGAGUUGGACUGAAUGGUGUGAGUUGUUCAUGAGCUGCGAUUCACGUUUGUUCGACUACGAGCUAGUGCUCUAGUGGAUUUCUCUACACCAGCUUGGGUCAGUGCCACAUGGCGAAGCGUUGAUACAACUGUCGCACUGUAAGUCAGCCACACAGUUAGAGGUCUGUAAGCUCCCCACCCAGCAACCUGUACAGGAUAACACACUUCUGCUGUAGGAUUUGGAGUUUUGGACUUCCAGAAUUUUAACUGAAAAGCUUCACCUGAAAUGUUAAACACAGUUUGUUAGUUUUCCACAACUUUUGUGGCACUGUUACAAGAUAUCAGCAACACAUUGGGUGGUGCCACUGUACAUUGUGCUCCUCAAACAGAGUCCAGACAUAUCUCUGAAGUCUUGCCAUGCAAUGGCCUUUGGACCAGUGGAGUUUGCGCCGAGUCAGUGAAACAGAAGUGGCUGAUCAGCACUACACCACUGGUUUGGAUGAUCACAGGGUCUUUCCUCGUCUGCGCCUUAAACAGAUAACUAUCUGUCUUUUGUCGGUAUAAUUGUAUUGGAGCUUUCCCUAAUCAUACAGUAAAUGAGGUGAUCACCAAAGAGACUGACUCUACAUUUGCUUCUUAUUUUUCAGAAGCCUCGUCAUUCACCUCUGUCUUAUUUAUCUGUUCCGUCUGGGCCAAUAAUUGAUCAACAGCAAUACAGAGCAGAUGUAUGAACCAUGAUAUGUCAUUAUGUAUGUUACAUAAUAAUCAUUUAAGAUGUUUGUAAUUUCAUCAUUGGCUGCGCUGUCCAACACUUAAUGGUACUUAAUAGUAUAAGUGUUUCAGAUGUUGUCUGAUUCUGGCAUGAAAUCAUUUUGUUGAGCUUUAUGAGCGGAACAAAAUAAAAUGUGAAAUAUUGAA
This is a messenger RNA of Scophthalmus maximus (turbot), 2585 nucleotides long. It is a transcript of the gene rhoub, whose product is annotated as ras homolog family member Ub. Gene Ontology annotation, molecular function: GTP binding; GTPase activity. Gene Ontology annotation, biological process: small GTPase-mediated signal transduction. The record is from RefSeq and is a predicted model, not a curated record. Bases 202 to 933 code for a protein of 243 amino acids. The transcript has 3 exons. Lineage: Eukaryota; Metazoa; Chordata; Actinopteri; Pleuronectiformes; Scophthalmidae.